AUUAAUUAGGCUUGCAAAUUUCUUGACGAACAAUGGUUUCCAAAGAUUACAUUGAUAAUUGCACAGAAAAGACACCACACGAAGUUUUUCUUAGCUGGUGGAUCUCCUGACAAUGUUCCACCUGGGACUGUUGUUGAUAAGCAAGUUUGUCAUCCCGGAAACUAUAACUUCUACAUGUGUUCACAGGCAGGAAUGAUUGGAACAAGCCGACCAACUCACUACCAUAUUUUGUUCGAUGAAAAUGAGUUGAAUCCUGAUGAUCUUCAAGAGCUUGUGCAUUCACUUUCAUAUGUAUAUCAAAGAAGCACUACCGCAAUCUCAGUAGUGGCACCAAUUUACUAUGCCCAUCUUGCAGCUUCACAGGCAGCCACGUUCAUAAAAUUUGAAGAGUCUGAAACUUCCUCAAGUCAACAAGAAAUUGCAGCACCUGGUACAGUACCAGUUCCUGAGCUUCCUAUACUUCAUGAGAAUGUUAGGAAUUCCAUGUUCUUUUGUUAGGAAGAACUGACAACUCUUUUUUUUUUUUAUGGUAUAAAUUAUAA
Molecule: messenger RNA, 542 nt
Organism: Dendrobium catenatum
Lineage: Eukaryota; Viridiplantae; Streptophyta; Magnoliopsida; Asparagales; Orchidaceae
Product: protein argonaute 4B
Exons: 5
Coding region: 175-498 (107 amino acids)
Biological process (GO): regulatory ncRNA-mediated post-transcriptional gene silencing
Cellular component (GO): cytoplasm
Molecular function (GO): nucleic acid binding
Source: RefSeq, a predicted model, not a curated record